GUAGGUUGGCAGUCUGGAGAUUGCAGGAAGGAGAGUGGAUCCCAAAACCCAGGAUGGUUUCAGACUCAGAUUCAAGCAGUGUUUCUCCAACCCAGAUAGAAUCCCUAUAUGAGCAAGAUUUCCAGCAAUUAAGAGAUGAGUGUUUGAAGAAAAACGUUCUAUUUGAAGAUCCAGAGUUCCUUCCCAGAGAUGAGUUUCUCAGGGAGCGAUCUAAGCAGCACGGACGGGAUAUUGUCUGGCUCCGUCCUUCAGCCAUUUCUAGACCAGAUAUUCCAAUCUUAGUCUCCAACAAGAAUGAAGGGUUUAAUAUUAAGCUAGGGUUGGACAGCUGGUUUGUCCCUGCAUUUAGUGCUAUAGCUGAUAGUGAUGCUUUGCUCCGUCACGUGAUUCCUCCAGAUCAAGGAUUCUCCGAGAGAGAAAACUAUGCAGGAAUAUUUCAUUUCAGAUUCUGGUUUGGUCGCUGGAUAGAGAUCGUGAUCGAUGAUCUUUUACCUACCAGGAAGGGAGAAUUGAUCUACAUGAGGUCCACCAGUCCUGUAGAGUACUGGCCGGCCCUACUGGAGAAGGCCUAUGCUAAAGCUAAAGGAACCUAUGAGCUGCUGAACAAUUGGCUUCCUAUUGAUGCGUGUAUAGAGCUGACCGGAGGGUGUCCAGAGAGGGUCAAACAUAUUUCAUCCUUACUCCAGGGAGACAAACGACAGGUUGACCGGUUAUUCUUUGAUAUUCUGCGAUGCAACCAGAACGGAAAUAUUCCAAUUGUGAGUUUUAGUGUGAGAACUUCAGAGAAUCAACAGGAGCAGGAUCAGGCUCGUGAGCUAGGAUUAGAACCCAGAUAUGUUUAUAGAAUUACUCAGGUAGCAGAUCUGGGACAAGGACGUCAGAUUGUGAGAGUUAAAAACUGCUCUGGGUGCACGGAUCCACAGUGGAUUGGAUCCUGGUCUCCGGAGGACACAAACUGGGCAAAUGUUCCGGACUCCACCCGCAGGGAACUGGACGGAGAAGCAUUCCACGAUGGAGGAUUCUGGAUUGGGUUUCAGGAUUUUCUCAAAUACUUCGACACCAUUGACUUCUGCCACGUGAACAAAAGCGAGGAUAGAGAGGUCGUCUUUAACGGAAGAUGGGAGGUCGGACUAAACGCUGGAGGGGUCCAGAAAGGAGAUUUUAAGAACUAUGCCAAGAAUCCGCAAUGUUUUAUAGAGUUAAAAUCUCCAAACCUGGAGGAUCCAGAGAACCUUUGCAGCGCUGUCAUCAGUCUCAUGCAGCGGCGCAGGCCGGGCAGUAAGGUGAAGGGGGUGAACAAGACUGGGUUCAGGGUCUACAGGGUGGACAAGGAUGCGGAGGAGUUAACCAGUCAGUUCUUCUCCUACCGUAGAAACGACGGAAGACACAAAGCUGUUGCAAAAACUCCGACAUGGCAGGAUGGAAGAGAAACGAAUAUUCGGGUGAGGCUUCCAGUCGGAAAAUAUUGUAUAAUUCCAUCAACCUUUCUCACAGACCAGGAGGGAGAUUUCAUUCUCAGGGUUCAUAUUGAACACUUCGGGACGGAGCAAGAGGAUAGCUCCGACUCCGAUACAAUCAUUAACAAUACGGAGACUAGAGCACUAAUAGAACGGGUGGCAACCCCUGCCUUUAGCGAGCGGUCGACCAGAACAGAGUUAAUGUACGGCGGCAGGCCGGAGGGAAGAGCCACGCCUAUUUACGGGAGUACAUCAGGGCGUGGUACACGGUUGUACGGAACAAGACCAGGACGAACAACUCCAUUAUAUGGUUCAACCCUGCAGUUGGAAAACUCGUCAUAUAUUAAUUAAUCAAGAGUAUUCUUUCUUGAUUAGAAUUAGAAUCAGGAUUCGACCUAUGUUUAAUGUUUAAUGAGAAAAGUCAGGUUGAGAACGAAUAGAUAGACAGACAGGGAUGAGGGAGGUGCUUUUGGGCACAACAAAACUAUUCGUAGCUAGUUCAACUAUUUCUCCUUUAAUUAUUUUUUAAAGUUGAACAAACAGGUUAAUAUUAAGUUGUGUACAUAUACCACUAAUAGCUAAAAGCCAAUUGUGAAUACUAGUCUAAAACUUAACGUUAAGAUCAAAUAAGAAAUACGUUCUGUGAUACUAACCAUAACCAUUGAUAACAAUUUAUAACUAUUUAUUAAUAAACUUUAACGAGAAAUAUAUUUUUUUUUCAAAGUGCA
Messenger RNA from Eurytemora carolleeae, 2185 nucleotides. RefSeq names its product calpain-B. Gene Ontology annotation, biological process: proteolysis. The record is from RefSeq and is a predicted model, not a curated record. The transcript has 2 exons. Gene Ontology annotation, molecular function: calcium-dependent cysteine-type endopeptidase activity. Lineage: Eukaryota; Metazoa; Arthropoda; Copepoda; Calanoida; Temoridae. Gene Ontology annotation, cellular component: cytoplasm. Bases 54 to 1808 code for a protein of 584 amino acids.